AUGUCUUACGAAAAGAAAUUUGAUCGCGACGCGAUUCGGACAAACCCCUCUCUACCAGAAGUUUAUAACAAGCUGGUUGAUUUGGCAGGAGAUUUCGCUGUCCUCGGGGCAGUAGACACCACCAAAGAUCUGGUCUCUCUUCUACUCCGUGAUACUACUUCAGACUGGCAGCGUGAGCAGCUUCGGCAUUUCGAACCCUUUUUCGCAGCAGCCAAUGAAUGGCCAGAUGAGAUCCCCGAGGAGGAGAGAAUUGAGGCAAGGGCAGAAAAAGCUGCCGCCAAGCAUGAUCUUGACACAGAGGAUAGCGAUGUUAAGCAGGACGAAAAGGGACAGCUGAGAGAGCAACUGAAGCGGGUGGAAGAUGCCGAUGCCAAUUCCGAUGAUCGCAUGAGCGGCUCAUCAAUUGCGAAUGCCUUUUACCUCGCCGUGAGGCUGGCAUCAAGGCAAACGUCUGAUAUGGAAAGAAUCAGAAAUGAUUCAAGAGUCCAGCAAGUCGCUAACCUUGCAGCUGAGAGACUGUACACGGAUGGGGUUAUCUCGUUCCUUGCUGGACGUCACGAACUCUGUGCAAUUCUUUCUACAGGUAUUUUGGCCGAGAAAGUCCCAGUCGACACAGACAAACUCAAAAACCUCGGCAAAGAAGUUAUAAAGACCUUUGCUGAGCGCUUCACCAGUGGCCGAAAGCCACACAAGCUAGAAUCAAAGCCCAUGAAGGAGCUUCUUCUGGAGUUGGAACGCAACACAAAGGCAAAAUCCAAGGAAUUUUGGGUCGAGAUGGACGAGCCAGGUCCAGAAACUCUCUUCAUGUUACCCCCUGCAACCGAUGAGCAAAUUUCCAACUUGGAGAAGAAACUGAAAUUGACACUGCCGGAAGAUUACAAAGAGUUCCUCAAAAUCAGUAAUGGAUUCGGGGGGACAUGGAACGGUUACCAUCUUGAUCCUCCUCUCCACAAAGUUGAUGACGUUGACUGGGUCUUUGAAGGGCUCGAAAUCAGUUAUCUCGAACUGCAUGAACCCCUUUCCGGAUGCAAUGAGCUGCGAGUCCCGGGAGAGGAACUUGAAUGGCCAAGUUCCGGCGUAACAGUCGAAAUUGGGCGUGAAGACGUCCUCAGCGUUCUUCUAGUCACCCCGGAAAAUACAAAGCAGAUCUUGGAGGCAUAUAGAAAAGCCAUGGAGGGCUCUGAAACACCGGAGGCGGCAAAGAAACAGAACAUGAAAGUCAUCGAGGCGAGAUACGGUAGCUACGAGCAGAUGCAGAAGCUGGAGUGGGCAACCAUGGAGUUCCACGACUCGGAAAGUCUCCCCUGCGGUACCUUUCGACAGUUUCUGCAAGACAGACUACGCAGAUCCAUGGGUGGACCUUAUCCGGAAGAACUUAAGAAAGAGGCUGGAAGUAUUGCUUAUAGCUGCAUGGCAGAGAGCUCUUGA
Molecule: messenger RNA, 1428 nt
Organism: Fusarium sp. VM40
Lineage: Eukaryota; Fungi; Ascomycota; Sordariomycetes; Hypocreales; Nectriaceae
Source: the annotation of a GenBank genome assembly